AUGAACAUCAAAGUGUGGGGGACCAUGAAAAUAAUUAAAUUAAUGCUGGCACUAUCUAUGUGCGCAGGAGCGUACUACAUAACGUACCUUCCCACUCGCCUUGCGCGGUAUCUAAAAGAGAACAAAAGAAAUAAAGAGCUAAAAGACUACAGAAAAGCAGAAGAGUUUUACUCUUCUUUGAAAAUCACGUCCAAUCCAUUUAAAAACUCCCGCCUUGUAAACAGCCCGGGGUUCGCGCGGCUGGUGGGGGGCGUGAAAGAGAGAAUAGAGAGCGGAGACAUCCAGGGCGUCCCAGACGCAGACCUGGACACAAUGGACAGCAUCAUCGGAAAGUACGAAGCGCAGGUUUUGGCAAACAAGAAGGACUGCGGGAUAGCUGAUCUCUUUCCCUCGUUGAAGGAGGCGUAUCUGAAGGAGUUCAUGCACUGUGUGCAGAUGCACAUACGGGACAAGUACAUGAGCGCAGCAAGAAAGAUGAAAAUGGAGUCUGUGCAGAUAAAAAAUGUCAUGCGAACUUUGAAAAAACAAAAAAUAUCAAAAGAAAAGAUCGAAAGAUACGUCGAGAACCUGAAAGAAAUAGAACAGCACUUGAAGAUGCUGAACAUUUCAAACAUAAAAAAAGAGAAGUACAUCCAGCACAAGAUAGAAAGAAUAGGAGAAAUAGAAGGGAACGUUUCGUACCUAGAGAUCUUUCAGACACUCCCAGCAAUAAAAGCAAAAGAAAGCAAAGAGUUUAAAACAAGACUGUUCAGGCUGCACACCAUCCAGUACCUUGAAGAGUUUGGCAGCUACUGGAGCAUUUUAUUCACCAACACAGUUGCAUCUACGCUGGUAGAGCUGUUAAUAUAG
This is a messenger RNA of Nematocida minor, 849 nucleotides long. RefSeq lists its product as uncharacterized. Lineage: Eukaryota; Fungi; Microsporidia. The record is from RefSeq and is a predicted model, not a curated record. Bases 1 to 849 code for a protein of 282 amino acids. The transcript has a single exon.